AUGGCAUCGGUGACGGAGCAAGUUGGCGAGGUGCUGCUGGGGACUACCGAGGAGCCCCAGCUGUCGCAGCUUACUCGCGCAGCAUUCAUGAAGCACGCCCAGAAGGACGAGGCAACGGGCGAAUACUUCCUGACCGAGGAUCAGUUCAUUGAUGCGGUCGCGCCGGAGAGCGAAGACUACCAUAAAAUCAAGCGCUACCAGUACGGCAUCCUGUUUGCUGUAGCCGACCGCGACCGCAAGGGCCGAGUCACCAUCCAUGACUGGUCCGUCUUCCAGAACCUCCUCGCGAAACCCGACGCCGAGUACGAGGUCGUCUUCCGCUUCUUUGACAAGAAGCGCACCGGCUACAUCAACUUCGACGAGUUCUACGAGACAUGGAAGGCGCACAAGACCGAGGGCAGCUUGCCCUUCAACUGGGAGGGCGAGUGGGCUGCGCUCUACAUCGGCUCCAAGAAGCACAGGCAUGCCAUGACGUAUCCUCAGUUCGCCCAGAUGCUCCGCGGGCUACAGGGUGAGAGAGUGCGACAGGGCUUCACGCACUUCGACAGCGACAAGGACGGUUUCAUCGAGCCUGAAGACUUCCAGCGCAUCAUACGCGAAACAGCAAGUCACAAACUCUCCGACUAUCUUCUUGAAAACCUGCCUACCCUAUGCAACAUCUCCGUUGGCAGCAAGAUUUCCUAUGCCAACGUUCGCGCUUUCCAGAACAUGAUCCAGCAGAUGGACAUGGUCGAGCUCAUUGUGCGGAAUGCCACGCUGAAGAGCGGCGAUGGCAAGAUUACUCGCACAGACUUCCUCAACGAGGCCGCAAGAUUGAGCCGGUUCAAUCUAUACACCCCUAUGGAGGCAGACAUCCUGUUUCAUUUCGCCGGCCUGGACGAGGCUUCUGGGAGACUUAGUCUGCGAGACUUUGCUCGCGUGCUGGACCCCUCGUGGCACUCAGCAGCAUCUCUCGGCGCUGAGGCAGUAUCUGAGGCUGGGCAAAAGGUGUUCGCAAAGUCAAAAUCAAUCUGGCACGAUGUCCUCGAGUCUGUUCACCACUUUGCGCUGGGUUCUUUGGCCGGUGCCUUCGGUGCGUUCAUGGUGUACCCCAUCGAUCUGGUGAAGACGCGAAUGCAGAACCAGAGAAGCUCAGGCGCAGGCCACGUGCUUUACAAGAACUCGCUUGACUGCGCAAAGAAGGUCAUCAAGAAUGAAGGUUUCACGGGACUGUACUCUGGAGUGCUUCCUCAGCUUGUUGGUGUAGCCCCAGAAAAGGCCAUCAAACUUACAGUGAAUGACCUCGUUCGUGGCAAAAUGACGGACAAGUCAACUGGUCAGAUCAGACUACCGCAUGAGAUUCUCGCUGGUGGCACCGCUGGUGCAUGUCAAGUUGUCUUCACGAACCCGCUCGAAAUUGUCAAGAUUCGCCUCCAGAUCCAGGGCGAGAUUGCAAAGAAUGUGGAAGGCGCCCCCAGGCGAUCUGCGAUGUGGAUUGUCAAGAAUCUGGGUCUUGUGGGUCUCUACAAGGGAGCGAGUGCCUGCUUGCUCCGUGAUGGUAAGUCUCAACGUACUCAUAACCAUUUGAAGAAAGACUUCUUUGGCGAAAGCCCGCAGAAGUCACUGGGUGUGGUCCAGAUGUUGACGGCCGGUGCUAUUGCCGGCAUGCCUGCCGCGUAUCUCACCACGCCAUGCGAUGUCAUCAAGACCCGGUUACAAGUAGAGGCGCGCAAGGGCGAGGUCUCAUACAACGGCCUCCGGCAUGCUGCGCAGACCAUCUAUCGGCAGGAAGGGUUCAAGGCCUUCUUCAAGGGUGGGCCAGCUCGUAUCAUGCGUUCAUCGCCGCAAUUCGGUUUCACUCUAGCUGGUUACGAGGUGCUGCAGCGAGGUUUCUCCGAGGCGACAGCACCCCUGCCCUACCUCCGCAGCCGAAAUGCUCUCAAGGUUAUUCUCGACCUGGAUGAGAACUUCGGGCGUCCGAAAAUGCCAGCCAAGUGGACGGGUAUCCCAGGAUUCUCUGGCAAGCCGAAUGCGUGA
This is a messenger RNA of Parastagonospora nodorum SN15, 2016 nucleotides long. RefSeq lists its product as hypothetical. The transcript is spliced from 4 exons. The coding region runs from base 1 to 2016 and encodes 671 amino acids. The record is from RefSeq and is a predicted model, not a curated record. NCBI's taxonomy places the organism in Eukaryota, Fungi, Ascomycota, Dothideomycetes, Pleosporales, Phaeosphaeriaceae. Gene Ontology annotation, molecular function: calcium ion binding; L-aspartate transmembrane transporter activity; L-glutamate transmembrane transporter activity. Gene Ontology annotation, biological process: malate-aspartate shuttle; aspartate transmembrane transport; L-glutamate transmembrane transport.